AUGGAAUUAGGCGCUGUUUGUUGUACACCAAAACAACCGAAUUGUCCGAAAUGUCCAAUGAAUAAAGUUGGCUUAUGCGGUUCAUUUAAACGAACAAUAGAAACUUUGAAAAAUAAAAAGUUAUCAAAAGAAAUUGAUGUGGAAAAUUGUCAUCUGUGUAUUGAUUCGGGUGUUUAUCAAAAAAGUCUUGGUGUAAUGAAUUAUCCAGUUAAAUUGAAUAAGCGGGAACCUCGUAAACAAAACACCAUUGUCAUAGUGACACAUACAACGAUAUUAGAAAAUGGAGUAAAUAAAGAUGUUUACCUGCUUCUUCAAAGACCUAAAACAGGCCUAUUAGCUGGUUUAUGGGAAUUUCCAAGUUAUACCAUUGAAACAUUGAACAGUGAGAAUAAUGAUAUUUUAAAAGUGAAAAAUCAAUGUUCAAUAGAUGAUGAGAUUCAAUCAUUUAUACCAUUAGCUGUUGAACAAAUUAAAAAGGCAUUGGAAUCUGAUUCAUCUAAUAGUCGGCUGCCGUACAAUGAUUUAAGUGUAAAAUCGAUUGGAGAGGUUGUACAUAUCUUCUCUCAUAUACACAUGAAAUAUAUCGUGUUCACUUUAAAACUUGACGAAAAGCCUCUAUCCGAUAUCAUCGAAGAGGUUGUGUGGCCGCCUCUUCUGAAUUUUGGACGAUGGGUUAGCCUAGAAGAUUUACAGACUUCUGCUAUUUCUACUGCAACUAAAAAGAUAUUCGCUCAUUUUGAAAAUUAUUCAAAGACAUCCAAUGGAGAGGUUGUUGAAAAACGCCGUAAAGUUGGCAGAAGGCAUUCAACGAAGACGACGUCAUUAACAGAUUCGAAACAAUCGAAACUGGACAAUUUCUUUCGAUAA
This is a messenger RNA of Trichobilharzia regenti, 867 nucleotides long. The record is from the annotation of a GenBank genome assembly. NCBI's taxonomy places the organism in Eukaryota, Metazoa, Platyhelminthes, Trematoda, Strigeidida, Schistosomatidae.